CAUCUGUUAAAAGUACAUUUUUCACAAAUUGGGACACAUCUAAAGUUAACAAUUUUCUUGAAUCAGUUUACCAACUGAAGUUCAUAACUCAGAUGUAUAGAAUAUAAUAUAAUUCCGUAUAAUAUAAUUUUUCAAACGUGGUAACAGAGUUUUAAUACCUUUACAAAACUGUUAGAUUAGACUGACAACAUCUGACCAAUCAGAACAGAUAUUCAAUUAACCCAACAUCACGACUACCAUAGAUAACAUUAAAGUCAAAUCAGCUUUCAGAAUCACUUCAAUGUGUCAUCAAGCUUUCCUGUAGACAACAAGGGAAAAGAAACUUUUAGGCAAAAUAUCCAUGAAAUCCAAAAUUAAUGAAGGAUCUCCAUCUACACCGUGUAGUUUCACAACCUUCAGGAGCUGCGUCACAGUGCAUCUCUGGCCACCAAAGUCUUCAUUCAGAGAGACUACAGAGACAGCACCAUCUGCAAAUUCCAGACCAAGUUCCCCGCAGAGCUGGACAGCAGGGUGAGAUUCAAAUGAAGAUCGAGAGGAGCCUGUUUGAAGAAACAUUGAAGACGCUCAACUGCUAUUAUGCAGAGGCUGAAAAGAUUGGUGGUCAGUCCUACCUGGAAGGCUGCCUGGCUUGUGCUACAGCCUACAUCAUCUUCCUGUGCAUGGAGACACGCUAUGAAAAGAUACUGAAAAAGAUCAGCAUGUAUAUUCAGGAGCAGAAUGAGAAGAUCUAUGCACCCAGAGGUUUGCUCCUCACAGAUCCCAUCGAGAGAGGCAUGAGAGUGAUCGAAAUCUCCAUCUUUGAAGACAGUGGCUCCACCAGCUCCAGCUCCAGUGGAAGUUCUCCAUCCAGUAGCACAGCUCAAUGACUGGAGGAGCAGCACCAGGGGUACGGGUACAGGGGGGCCAGUACGCUCCCCAAAAUCAGAAUGUUGAAACAUGAGAGCACCAGAUUUUAAAGGAAGAGAGAGAGAGAGAGGAAGUACAGGUACUGCUCACUCGCUCACUUCUUCAAAACAACAAGCGCAAAGCCAGGAGCUUUAACCCACAAACAUACCUCACCUUCCCCACCUCAUUUAAAUCAGCCUCCUCUGCAUUUCCAUUAGUGACAGACACAUGUUGAUCAGCCCUCAAUAGUGAAAUAAAGAGGGCUAGCAGACGGGUACAAUGGUUGGAUUGCUUCCUACAGAUUUUUCACUGUGUGAUAGCUCUGUUAAAUGGUUUUAAGCUGGUUUUGAAACAUGAUAGCUUGUUUCUAGCUAGCCUAAGUCAAUUCCAGUGUUAUACUAGUAUCAUUGAGAUAAUAUUAUAGUUUUUGUUAAAGGUGGUGUAUUUU
Cyprinus carpio (common carp) is the source of this 1333-nucleotide messenger RNA. Its product is annotated as golgin subfamily A member 7B-like. Gene Ontology annotation, biological process: peptidyl-L-cysteine S-palmitoylation; protein targeting to membrane. The coding region runs from base 357 to 866 and encodes 169 amino acids. NCBI's taxonomy places the organism in Eukaryota, Metazoa, Chordata, Actinopteri, Cypriniformes, Cyprinidae. Gene Ontology annotation, cellular component: palmitoyltransferase complex. The record is from RefSeq and is a predicted model, not a curated record. The transcript has 5 exons.